ACUAUCGCAGUAGUCAAGUCGAAGGGGAUUGAAAGAAAGAAAGAAAAUAAAAUAAAAUUAAUUUUGCUUUAUUUUUAUUGAAUUGAAUAAUUUUCCAUUCAUUUAAGAAUUUCUAGUGCGAGUGGUCAGAUACUUUUUAAAGUUUAUUCUAUAAUUCAAUUGAAUGUUCAUCGUUUUUGAUAACAGAACAGUAAACCGACUUGAUAGUUUUUUUUAUACACAUAUUUUUGCAACUAAGAAUUUAGCUAAGUUUUAUAGACAAAGAAUCAAAAUAUCUUAUUUUUUAAAAUAAUUUUGCGUGUAAAAUCUCUAAAUAUAUCUAAUAAGAGUGUCUUCAAUUAAACCAAAUCAAAACCAGCCAAAUAAAAUAAUCACACAUCCAAGAUGAGUGAGCGUGGAGCUGCUAGCCAAAUAGAAAACGAUGACGGCAGAAAAAACGAAAUUCGUGUAUGGUGUGAUGGCUGCUAUGAUAUGGUGCACUUUGGACAUGCGAAUUCUCUGCGACAAGCCAAAGCCCUUGGUGACAAACUGAUUGUCGGCGUCCAUACCGACGAGGAAAUCACCCAACACAAGGGUCCUCCAGUCUUUACACAGGAGGAGCGCUACAAAAUGGUCCGGGGAAUUAAGUGGGUCGAUGAGGUUAUCGAAGGCGCGCCAUAUGUGACCACCUUGGAAACACUCGACGAGUACGAUUGUGCUUUCUGUGUGCAUGGUGAUGACAUUACUAUGACAGCUGAUGGCAUUGACACUUAUCAUCUGGUGAAGGCAGCAAACCGAUACCAAGAAGUCAAGCGUACUGCUGGCGUCUCGACGACGGAUCUGGUUGGACGAAUGCUUUUACUAACCAAGAAUCAUUUCCAUCAAGGCACCAAGGAGUACUCGAUUGAGAAGGAGGGCUCAUCGAACAUGGGCCAAGACUCGACAGCGAAGAGUCCAUGGACCGGGUGUAGCCAGUUCCUGCCAACAACACAGAAAAUCAUCCAAUUCAGUGAUGGCAAAUCGCCGAAGCCCAACGACAGAAUUGUCUAUGUUGCUGGUGCAUUUGACCUGUUCCAUGUGGGUCACUUGGACUUCCUGGAGAAAGCGAAGCAACACGGUGAUUAUAUCAUUGUUGGACUUCACACCGACCCAGUUGUGAACGAGUACAAAGGUAGCAACUAUCCCAUUAUGAAUCUGCAUGAGCGCGUGCUUAGUGUGUUGGCAUGCAAGUACGUCAAUGAGGUGGUUAUCGGAGCACCGUAUUGUGUGACAGAGGAUUUAAUCGAUCACUUCAGUGUCGAUGUGGUGUGCCAUGGUCAGACGCCAAUCGCAUUCGAGAAUGGCAUUAUGGAUCCGUACGCCAUUCCAAAGACCAAGGGCAUCUUUGUGCUUAUCGAUUCUGAAAACACCAUGACGACAGAACGAAUCGUAGAACGUAUAAUCUCCCAUAGACUCGAUUUUGAACGCCGCAACGAAAGGAAGGAAAAGAAGGAGAUCGAAGCUUAUGAGGCGCAUCAGAAGUCAAAACUCACUCAAAAGGCCGGCUGAUUACAAUGCAUUACACUCCAACAACAGCAACAAAAAAAAUGUAACUGUCACAUAUUAUGAAUGUGAUUAGAAUCUGAUUUUUUUAUAAAUCAAUAAAUCUAUUUUUAUUUAAUAUUAAACUAUAAUUAAUUACCUAUUAAAUUUAAUCUAUAAGGAUUAUUAUAAUAUACGAAGUCCAAAUAUUACCAAAAAAUAAAUUUUAAUUGUGACCAUGAUAUUUAAUAUGCCUACUUAUGAUAUGUCCUGAAACUUAUAUUGUUAUUCUAUUUUCAAAUGUGUUAAAUUAUAACUAGCGUUCAUUUAAAUGUAUAUUAUGUGUAGUUAUGUAUCUUUUAAGUUAUUUAAGCUCACUUUAAGAUUCCACUACAAUUUUAUUUAGAUUUUUAUUUUCUUUAAUUAUACUUUUCUUUUGUAGAUUCUAUUUUUAAUGUAAAUAUUUUAUUGUUUCUUUUUUUGUAUGAUUGUUAGCAUUUUAUUAGAAUAAACAAUUUGUUGAAAAUUCAGACCCAAACCGAAAAAAAAUCAA
Messenger RNA from Eupeodes corollae, 2053 nucleotides. RefSeq names its product ethanolamine-phosphate cytidylyltransferase (gene Pect). Lineage: Eukaryota; Metazoa; Arthropoda; Insecta; Diptera; Syrphidae. Gene Ontology annotation, biological process: phosphatidylethanolamine biosynthetic process. Gene Ontology annotation, molecular function: ethanolamine-phosphate cytidylyltransferase activity. The transcript has a single exon. The record is from RefSeq and is a predicted model, not a curated record. Gene Ontology annotation, cellular component: cytoplasm. Bases 385 to 1527 code for a protein of 380 amino acids.